Molecule: messenger RNA, 651 nt
Organism: Prunus armeniaca (apricot)
Lineage: Eukaryota; Viridiplantae; Streptophyta; Magnoliopsida; Rosales; Rosaceae
Source: the annotation of a GenBank genome assembly
AUGAAAGAACAAGACCAUGAAAAGAGAAGGCUACAAUUCACAAAAACUCCAAUUUCUACCACCAAAAGGGACAUCACAACUCCAAUAACAACUGUUCCUACAAUAACUCCCACCAAUCCCACUUCAUCAAUACCAAUUGUCAACCCAAAUUCAGACCCAGAUUCAACCUCUCCAGUCAGUGCAACCCCUAGGAUGACCCCAUUUUCUACAACACCAUCAUCCACUGGUUCAAGUUGGUGUGUUGCUAGCCAAAGUGCAUCCCAAAUGGCACUACAAGUUGCUUUGGACUAUGCUUGUGGCUAUGGGGGCACAGAUUGCUCAGAAAUUCAGGCUGGUAGAAGCUGUUACAACCCAAACAAUAUCCGGGAUCACGCUUCUUUCGCGUUCAAUAACUACUAUCAGAAAAACCCAGUUCCAAAUAGCUGCAAUUUUGGUGGAACUGCUGUGAUCACUAGCACUGACCCAAGUACUGGGACAUGUCAAUAUCCAUCUACCAGCACAAGUUCAUCAGUCUUGAACACAACAAAUACAAGUGGCUCAACUGUUUUUGGUGCUUCUGGCCCUUCGACCUCAGCAUCUGCAGCAGCUGCAAGCUCACAUAGCCUUAGAAAUGUAUUCAUCAUGGCCUGUUUAAUUUUGUUCACAACAUAA